AUGUUCAUUCCGGGAUAUUCGUCCGCGGUGCCGAGAGUGGAUGCAAAUGUCAAGCAUGUGGACGUCAUUCCGGGAGCGAGGGGAAGCUCCACCAGCUCCAGCUCCAACGCCAAACGUCAACAACACCAAGAUUCCGAAGCACCACGACGACGACAAUCGCUCCCUGCCCGCUGCGGCCACGGCAACGCAGCAAAGGCCAAAAUGAUAACCCUACUAUUUCAAACGGCGGCUGCUAAUCCUUUCCCAAUUCCAGGACCUGAUCCUGGAACCCUUGCGGGUCGCGACAUCGAAGCCAGCACGGAAAACAUACCUCAACACGCUACUCUUCCUGAUAAGCUCGACAUUCCUGCUAGUCCUAGCGACCGAGAUGGUCCACAUCCAUAUGGAAUCGCAUGCCUGGACUCGGAAUUGAUCUCCCAACAAGCAUACGAUAUCAGCAUCACCCUGCGUGUCCCGCGCUCACCACCGAACCUCGACACAGGGAACUUCAUGCUCUCCCUCAACCUGCUCUCACAAUCCUACAAACCAUCCUUAUUCCCAAUUACACCACCACCAAGCAGCACCAACCCUCCACCCACUCAUCUAAUCUCAACCCCGUCCCUAUCCAUCCCCCCAGAAACAGUUCUGCACUCCUCCCGCCGCCCCACCAUCCUCCCCUACGCCUCACCCCUGAUCUCUCUCUCCUCACGCAUCCUAUCCCUCCCGCUAUAUAUCCUCAAUCUCCGACAGGAAUCCGAAUCCCUCACCAUCCCCAUGGCCGAACGCCUUUCCUUCCCCGGCCGCAGCACAAAACUCGUCCCUAGAUACGCGUUCCUAGAAGUACAAGCCGGGCAACACAUACAAGUCUACUCCGUUCAGAUAAACUUCACAGCACGAUUCAGCGGUCUACGAUGGGUGAUGUAUAACCACCGCAUCGCCAGCCUGAUUAUUUUCACCAGUGCAUUCUGGGUCGUUGAAGUAGUAUUUGCUCUCUUAGGAUGGAUGGGCUUUCGGAUGCUAUUUUCAUCCACAGAACCACCAUCAUCAUUAUCUUCAAAAUCAAAAGCACAGAUCAAGAAGGAAAGGGGAAUAGAAGACGAGGACACAGAAACCAUCAAAACUGAGCCCGCCACAGAAGACGAACCAGAUCUCUCGGACACCCCACGCUCAUUCCCUACAUAUGGCCGCCAACCUCCUCUGCGGUACGAACCCAGGAUUAAAGAUGAGGAGCGUGAUAAUGAUGAGGAUAUUAUUGAAGGCGCGGCUAUCCAGCCGUUAGAUGCCGAUGACGAGGACGAGCAUAUUCUAGGUGGCAUGCGGGGAAGAGAGAGGAGGGGGGUGGGUGAGGAUUCUGGACUGGGAACUAGUUUUAGUGAGGGUGGAGCGAGGAGUGGAGCUGCGAGGAGGAGGUCUGGUGGUUUUGGGAGGGGAGUUUGA
Venustampulla echinocandica is the source of this 1416-nucleotide messenger RNA. RefSeq lists its product as uncharacterized. The transcript is spliced from 3 exons. The record is from RefSeq and is a predicted model, not a curated record. Bases 1 to 1416 code for a protein of 471 amino acids. Gene Ontology annotation, cellular component: endoplasmic reticulum membrane. Lineage: Eukaryota; Fungi; Ascomycota; Leotiomycetes; Helotiales; Pleuroascaceae. Gene Ontology annotation, biological process: lipid storage; lipid droplet organization.